Messenger RNA from Anarrhichthys ocellatus (wolf-eel), 2588 nucleotides. RefSeq names its product farnesyl-diphosphate farnesyltransferase 1 (gene fdft1). Gene Ontology annotation, molecular function: squalene synthase [NAD(P)H] activity. Bases 1 to 1374 code for a protein of 457 amino acids. The transcript is spliced from 7 exons. Gene Ontology annotation, biological process: farnesyl diphosphate metabolic process; cholesterol biosynthetic process. NCBI's taxonomy places the organism in Eukaryota, Metazoa, Chordata, Actinopteri, Perciformes, Anarhichadidae. The record is from RefSeq and is a predicted model, not a curated record. Gene Ontology annotation, cellular component: endoplasmic reticulum membrane.
AUGGCCGGAGCUUGCUGCAAGUGUCCGGUCUCGCUGUCCUUCUUCAAGCGCUCUCUCUCGGUUGCACCACGGGGCUGCGGGUCCGCUCCUCGGCCCCUCCUGCUGGGCUGGAGGCUAGGUGAGCGGGGCCUGCAGGAGGCCGCCCGACCCUCCAGCGCCCUCCGACCCGCAGGCUUUUACCGACGCACGGGCUUCCUCUGUCUCUCCUACCAGGAGUCCAUGAGUGAGAGUCUGCGGACCUGCUAUCUGUACCUGAACCAAACCAGCCGGAGUUUUGCAGCUGUGAUCCAAGCGCUGGACGGGGAGUUGAGACAUGCAGUCUGUAUUUUUUACCUGGUGCUGCGAGCGCUGGACACAGUGGAGGACGACAUGACCAUCCCUUUGAACAAGAAGGUUCCCAUGCUGAAUGAUUUUCACACCUACCUGUACCAGGAUGAGUGGCGCUUCACCGAGAGCCAGGAGAAAGACCGACAGGUUCUGGCUGAUUUCCCCACGAUAUCACUGGAAUUCAGAAACCUGGCUCAGGAAUACAGAGACGUCAUCUCGGAUAUCUGCCACAAAAUGGGAGUGGGAAUGGCCGAAUUCCUGGAAAAGAAAGUGGGAUCCAUGAAGGAGUGGGACCAGUAUUGCCAUUAUGUGGCCGGGCUGGUCGGUAUCGGUCUGUCUCAGCUGUUCUCUGCGUCCCAGCUGGAGGACCCAGAGGUGGGGCACGACACCCAGCUGGCCAACUCCAUGGGCCUGUUCCUCCAGAAGACUAACAUCAUCCGGGACUAUCUAGAGGACACAAAGGAGGGACGGGCCUUCUGGCCACAAGAGGCUUGGAGUCAGUUUGCAGGCCGUCUGGAGGACUUGGCCCAGCCGGAGAAGCUGGAGUCGGCUCUCUCCUGUCUCAACCUGCUGGUCACCGAUGCUCUGCGACACGUUCCGGAUGUCAUCGCCUACCUGUCCCGCCUGCGCAACCAGAGCGUCUUCAAUUUCUGCGCCAUUCCACAGGUGAUGGCAAUAGCUACACUGUCGUCAUGCUACAACAACCCCAUGGUUUUCCAGGGAGUGGUGAAGAUCCGGAAGGGACAGGCGGUCACACUCAUGAUGGAAGCCACCAACAUGAGCGCCGUGCAGACCAUCAUCUCCCAGUACAGCCAGGAGAUUGUACAGAAGGUCUCCCACACGGACCCGUCGCGGGACAAAACCCUGCACAUCCUGGCUCUAAUCAAAGAGAAGUCCGCCCUGUCACAGUCCAGCCUCCCCUCCAAGACCCACCACCUGUCGCCCAUGUACCUGUCUGCCGCCAUGCUGCUCGCCGCUCUCAGCUGGCAGUACCUCAGCACCACUGCAGCACAGGCACAGGGCACGGGUGACAUGCAGGGACAGUGAACCCAUUUGCGCUCACCUUUUCCUGGGGCCCACAGACUCAGAAAGCCCCUUUGCCCACUCUGGAGGUCCGGUUCGCCUCUGAUGGGAGGAAUCUGAAGGACGUCUUCUCACUUUGUCUCUCUUCAUUACGGCUGUCACAGGACCACGGGCGUGUUCAGCAGGGCUUCACAAUAUGAGGAAAAUAUGUGAUAAUGUUGUAUAUCGCAAAGAAGAUAUUACUUGCGAUAAAUAAAGUGAUAUAGUUACUCAGUUCUGCCACUCUGCUGCUUUCAGAAUACUGAGGACACAACAGAUUUCUUGUUGAAAUAUAAAAACGAAAGGAAAUUAUUUCCAACAUUUUUCACCAAACAGAUGGAACACUGAACUGUGGAGUUUUCUGCCGAUGCUCUCCUUCAACUAGCUCAAAAAGAUCCCCGGGUGCAAUAUCAUGUUCUCUCGAGAUACAAUAUUGUUUAGCCCUAAUAUGGAGGAGUUCACGUUGAUGUGUGUUUAUAUUCACCAGCAUAAAUAGCACAUAGAAACAAUUCAGGGCGUUUUGCUGUUUGCUGUUUAUGUUGAUUGUGCGUUGUUUAACAUUUGACCCUUUUUAAUUGAGUGAAAUUAUUCGUCAUAUUUGGCCAUUGGACAAAUAGUACUUUUCUCCAUUACGUGGUGAAAGGCACAGUACAAGACACUGCCCAUUUUAGGAGUGUGGGGAACACAGUCUACAAACCGUGGUCAAAUCAAGGUUUUGUUUAAUUUUGUGUCAAAUUUUAGUCUUCAUUUUUUUUUUUCAUAUCAAAACAAAGCUACUUAAAUAAAUUCCACCUGUUUCUACAGGAGGAUCACUCAAAUGAAAGAACAGCGCCCUUUACAGCGCUGCAUGUUAGCAUUGAUUGGACAGCGUCCACUCACGGUAGAGCUUCAUAAUUCAUCUUUAAUGUCCGUGUUCUUUCUGUUUCCUUUUGAAAUAGGAGAAAAGAACAAUGCUAUUCCAUAGUUUUGACAUGUACUGUUUGAAUGAGAACAAAUAUGAGUUCUGGUGCAUUUGAUGUCUGAAAUAAAUGCAUACUGAGAUGGCUAGUUAAAGUGUCCUUAACACAGCUUUGGUGAGUAGAAAGGCUAGCACACAGUAACCUUGUACAGAACCAAAGGAGAGCUACAAACAUUGCUAUGUAAUGUGUAAUUUUGAUUUGUACAUAUUUUAACACAAUAAAGAAGUGAAAGAAUCGAAA